Molecule: messenger RNA, 979 nt
Organism: Entelurus aequoreus (snake pipefish)
Lineage: Eukaryota; Metazoa; Chordata; Actinopteri; Syngnathiformes; Syngnathidae
Gene: iqcc
Product: IQ motif containing C
Exons: 6
Coding region: 125-892 (255 amino acids)
Molecular function (GO): protein binding
Source: RefSeq, a predicted model, not a curated record
CCCGGAAGUAAAUGGGGGAAGGUUUUUGUAGGGGGAAGAAAUUUGGCGUGACAACUGCUUCCAGGCUAUUACUUUAUCUACCACUUCCCUUUGCAUUUUUUUCAAAAUAUAACUCCACGUACCCAUGAGAGAGCUUGUUCUUCUCAUUUGGGAAGUGCUUCACCUUACACACCGGAAGUCAACAAAAACGUCCCGCUCUAUGACAUGUAGUCGUAGUCAUGUUACCAUAGUGAUGGACAGGCGUAACUUUGAAAAGACACUUACCCUUUUUCAGGCGUGUAUUCGUGGAUAUUUGGUGAGAGAGGAGUUGCGUCGUGCACGGACGCUCUUUGAGGACGUCGUGAAAGAGAUUGAUGGCUCUUUGGCUCAUUUAGAGUGGAGGGACACCAUCAUCUCCGCCCCCCACUUCACGGACACUGAUGGCCCCCUGCACCGUACGAGUAAAACUGAAGGACCAGACGUCAGUGCCUCCUUACAGAACCCAGAAGGAGCAGACGCGGGGAUGCAUUGUGCCCUGCUGCAGAAUCUAGAAGAAGAGAAAGAUGCACAAGGUAGUGACAAACAAACAAGGGAGUGUUUAGAAAGCAGCCCUGCCCCCGAGGCAGGACAGAAUGUUAUCCGUGACAAGGUUCUGAAGAGCACACAAGACUCCACAUCCAUCCGGAGAAGUAUGAGUCUGGAAUCGCAUCCUCCUCAUAAAGGUCGGCUGCGGUACCGCUCAGCCAAGGAGGUUCCUCCCAAUCCAGAGGCCUUGCGUUUCCAUAGAGACGCCCUGACCAUGGAGUUACUGUGGCUGCAGCAGGCCAUUGACAGCAGGAAAAAGUAUUUGUCUCUGAAGGACAAACUCAGCAUGACCGAAGCUGGACCUCAUUGUAAAAGACGUAUUAAAUAAAAUUACAUCCACAUAAUAUUUAUGAUAUAUGACUGUAUAUUUUGUAUUUUAUUUGAUAUGAAAAAUGAAUAAAUGUGUAUUUUGUAA